CAAAAUUCUCAAAUUAUUUUCUUACAGAGGAACAUGGCUUCAGUUUCCCACUAUUUCCUGCUAGUUCUGGCCUUUUUGGAUUUACAUGCAUUUCAGCUACCCUGUCCACCAGGAUGUACCUGCUCAGAGGAGAAUUUUGGCAGGACUCUGCAGUGCAUGUCUAUCUCUUUGAGAAAGAUCCCAGGGAAACUUCCUGAAGAAUUCAAGCAAGUAAGAAUUGAACGUUCAUCCUUAUUUGAGCUGCCCAGAGGAUCUUUUGUUAACAUGAGCACAGUGGAAUACCUUUGGCUCAAUUUUAAUGAUGUCACUGUGAUCCACCUAGGAGCCCUGGAGCACUUGUCAGAACUGAAAGAGCUGAGACUGGAAGGGAACAAACUUCGUUCAGUACCCUGGACAGCAUUCCGUGCCACCCCUCUCCUGAGAGUCUUGGAUCUCAAACACAACAGGAUUGAUGUACUCCCUGAGCUGGCUCUUCAGUUCUUGGUCAAUCUGACCUACCUUGAUCUGUCUUCCAAUAGGCUUACAGUUGUAUCCAAGAGUGUCUUCAUGAACUGGCCAGCCUACCAGAAACACCAGCAGCCUGACUGUGGGGCCAAGAUUCUCUCUAGCAUGGUGCUGGCAUUGCACAAUAACCCUUGGCUAUGUGACUGUCGCCUAAGGGGACUCUUCCAGUUUGUAAAAUCCACCAGCCUCCCAGUCAUCCUGGUGAAUCCCUAUCUGAUGUGCCAAGGUCCUCUCUCCAAGGCAGGGCAGUUUUUUCAUGAAACUGAGCUCAGUGCUUGCGUGAAGCCCCAGAUCUCAACCCCCAGUGCCAAUGUCACCAUCCAGGUGGGACAGAAUGUAACCCUGAAAUGCUUGGCACAGGCCAGCCCUUCACCAACCAUUAUAUGGAUGUAUCCCCUGAGCAUGUGGAGGGAAUUUGAUGUGUUGACCUCAUCCACUGCAGAAGAUGCUGUUCUGUCAGAGCUGGUCAUACCUGCAGCCCACCUAGUAGACAGGGGCAAUUACACCUGUGUGGCUUCUAAUUCCAUCGGCAAGAGCACUGUUGUCAUCUCCCUCCAUGUCCAGCCUCUUCUGGUUCUGCCUGCAUCCCAUUCUCUUUCCAUCCCCUCACAGGGUAAUGUCUACAUCAACCUGCGGGUCAUCAAGCAAACCAUGCGUGGGGUCCUGCUGGAGUGGUUUACAGUGGGCAAGACCUCUGAAGAGAAGUGGGCCACCCUCUAUGUUGCCUCAGAUGUAUCCCUCAGGAAGGAGGUGGUUUACAUCGGGCCUGGAAUCAACACAUAUGUUAUGGAUGACCUCCUCCCGGGCACAAAAUACAAGGCAUGUGUCAGCCUCGGGGACCAGCCACUUCACCAGGGCCAGUGUGUGGUCUUUGUGACAGGCCGGGACUACAGUGGGUUGGACGAACGGGAGCGCUUACUGCACAUCACGGUGGUCCUGUGCGCUGUACUGCUGGCUGUGCCUGUAGGUGCCUAUGUCUGGGCAGCCCAGGUCCCCUGCAACUGCAGGAAUUGGGGCUUUCUCUGUUGUCCUCGUCAUAGGAAAGCCCCCAGGUGCCCACAGGCAGCCCCACAGCACAGAGAUCUCACAGUGGUGUGUGAGGACAGCCUGGGACACAGGGACACUGAAGGACGGUGAGGGAAAAGGAGGACAGGGAGAUAAUGGCUGAAAAGCCUGGGCUAGAUCUAGAGAAGUGUGGACCUCCAGCCCCUAAAUUGACCUGUGGCAGCUCAGCUGGGUUUGAUCUAUUUAUUCAACAAGUAUUUAUUGAGCAACCAUUGUGUUCUUGGCACUGAACUUGCUUGACACAGUGAACAGUUCUUAUUUUCAUGGAGCUGAUGCCAGUGGAGCUUUAUUCUGUCUAUUAAUCAUUUUUAUUAUUCACAAUGUCUGAAAAUUAAUAAAUAUUUCUAUUUCCACAUAUAUAGUUCUAUAACAUUUACAUGUUUAUAUGUAACAUUCACAUAUACUAUUUCACAUGUGUUAUCCUAUUAAAGAAAAAUAGAAUUGGACCCCUUUGUACAGGUGAAGAGAUGAGGCCCAGAAAAUUACAUUACGCAUCUAGCAGGUGGUAGAGGCCGUGCUCCAAAGAAGUUCUAAUUCUAUUGUUUCCUCUAAACGUCUGCUUUGCAGUAUUCUUGUUCUCCUAUUGUUCAGAAAGUGUUAUUCUCCCUCUUAAUGGCAACUCCCAAUGACAUUGUAUAAGUUUCAAAAAACUGUCCUUUGAGUGGUAAGAGCCUGGUGGGUGAAGCACAUAUGAUUGUGGGUGUCCAUGUCCCCAAGGGCAAUCUUUGGUGCUCCAGAGAGCCUGGUGCCAUUAGCACUGAGCAAUGGCUGCAGCCCAGGGCUCCAGAGUAUUGGCUGCAGCCCAGGGCUCAGGCUCCGGAAAAUGUUGGAAUGCAGGCUCAUGAGGAAUGGAGGGAUCUCCAUGAAUCCAAGAGACAGUUCACCAUCCCUUUGGGAAGCCAAGCUGGUAAAGACCAGAAUUUAAACUCACAUCUCUCUCCCCACAGCUUCUCCCAUUGGUCACAAAAAAACACCCUGGUGGCUGUAAGCAUACGCUGACCUCUUUGUAACAUCCCCACAAAUGUUUCUCCCUCCUUCCCACCUUUUCUUACCAAUUCAUUCUCAUCUUUCUAGGUCUAUCUCAAGGAUCAUGUGCCCCACUAACCUUCCUUGAUUCACACCUCCAAUAAAAAUAAAUAGAAUCGAACAGGAUAUGCAAUGGUUUCAUUGGUUGCAAGCCCUCAGGGGCACAGACCAAUCUUCUUGCUGAGGCUACUGGGCUCAUCCAACACCUGGACUGUGUUGAAAAAUCAGUGUUGAUUAUAACUAAUUUUUAAAAAUUAAAAGACUGCUCUCAUAUUCAGA
Molecule: messenger RNA, 2874 nt
Organism: Artibeus jamaicensis (Jamaican fruit-eating bat)
Lineage: Eukaryota; Metazoa; Chordata; Mammalia; Chiroptera; Phyllostomidae
Gene: LRIT2
Product: leucine rich repeat, Ig-like and transmembrane domains 2
Exons: 3
Coding region: 34-1641 (535 amino acids)
Molecular function (GO): protein binding
Source: RefSeq, a predicted model, not a curated record